GCGCUUCGCGCAACAGGCAUGGGCGGGCUCACGGCCGCGCUCGCCUUCGCCCGCCAGGGCUUCGCCCACAUCGACGUCUACGAGCUAGCCUCGAAUCUCGGGUUCGUGGGCGCCGGGAUCCAGCUCGCACCCAACAUGGCACGGAUACUGGACCAGCUGGGGUGCUGGGAAGAGAUUGAGCGAGAGGCGGUGGAUGUGCAGGAGACGAGCAUCAGACAAGGCUCGAGCGACGAGGAACUCGCGCACGUCGACCUCCGCUACAUCCGCCGCGACUACGACAAGCCGCACAUGGUGGGCCACCGCUCGACGCUCGCCGGCGGCAUCUACAAAGCCUGCCAGCGCUAUGCGGCCAUAAAAUUCCACUUUGCGACGGCGCUCGAGGACGUGCUGGCGUGGUCGCCGCGGCCGAAACUGCGCUUCGCCCCGCGGAACGCGGCGCGCUUCGACGUCGAGGCGGACGUGGUGCUGGCGGCCGACGGGGUCAAGAGCAUCACGCGCACGCGCAUGCUCAGCGCGCUCGAUGCCAGCGCCGACAUCGUCGACACGGGCCAGGCCGCCUACCGCAUCAUGCUGUCCCGGGACGUCAUGGCGGCGGACGCGAGCCUGCUCGAGCUCGUCGACUCCAACGCUGUCACCCGCUGGAUCGGCGAGAAGCGCCACAUCAUCGCGUACCCGGUGUCUGGGGGCCAGAUCUACAACCUCAGCACCAUCCAGCCCGACACGCACUUUGCGGCUGCGCCCAGCAUCACGUACACGACGCGCGGCUCCAAGACGGACAUGCUGGCCGUGUUUGCCGACUUUUGCCCCCGCGUGCAGCGCAUGCUGAAUCUGGUCAAGGAGGACGAGGUGUGCGAGUGGAAGCUGCGCGUGCAUGCGCCGCUGCCGGCGUGGUCGCACGGCGGGGUCGCGCUCAUGGGCGACGCCUGCCACCCGACGCUGCCACACCUGAACCAAGGCGCGGCGCAAGCAAUCGAAGACGCAGCGUGCCUUGCCGUCGUGCUCGCGAAGACGCCGUCAUCUGCGCCAGAGGACCUCGCCCGCGCGCUGCGCGUGUACGAGAAGCUGCGGCGGGCGCGGGCGACGGAGCUGGUGGAGCUGGCGGCGGCGAGCGGCCGCGCGCUGCAUCUGGGCGAGGGGGCGGCGAAGGAGGAGCGCGAUCGCAAGUUCCGGGCGCUGAAGGAGGGGAGGGGCGACGGGGGCGUGCCGGACAAGUGGGCGGAUCGGGCGACGCAGGAGGGCAUUUAUCGGCAUGAUGUUGUGGCGGUGGCGGAGGGCGAGUUUGAGCGCGUGUGGGCGGAGUGUGGGGCGUGAGAUGGGAUGGAGUGAGUCUUGUCCAGCUUGGUCCCAUUGUGUUCCGUCUAUCCCAUCUCAUUUCGUCCUUGCACU
Molecule: messenger RNA, 1386 nt
Organism: Aplosporella prunicola CBS 121167
Lineage: Eukaryota; Fungi; Ascomycota; Dothideomycetes; Botryosphaeriales; Aplosporellaceae
Exons: 2
Coding region: 19-1311 (430 amino acids)
Biological process (GO): secondary metabolite biosynthetic process
Molecular function (GO): FAD binding; monooxygenase activity
Source: RefSeq, a predicted model, not a curated record